ACAAUUUCCACUAUAAAUUUCAUGUAAAACAAUAUACCUUAUUGUAGUAUAUUAUCCGAAUAUAGCAUCUACAAUAAAUAUCCAAAUUCAAGAAAAAAAAAGGCACUGAAAAGGAAAGAAAACCGUUUUCCUAUUCAGGAUUUAAAAUUUCCAACUACCAAACACUCCCCAAACUAAUUACCAAUUUGGAUGUCAAAAAAGGAAGACCUGGAAACUGACCACCACGCGCCAACCCCCACCACGCGCCAACCCCCAAAUCUAACAAACAUCCAUCCAAAAAAAACCCCUUUCUUCUUCUUCUUCUUCUGCCCUACCUGAAUUUUCAAUUCCAAUUACAUCCUGAACCAACCAGUCCAAUUUUUCAUUAUUUUUAUCAUAGUAUAUAUAUACAGACAAAAUUAUAUUUCUUUUAUUGAAUUUUCAGCAUAUUCUUCUCUCACAUCGAUUUUAUUUUCGCCAUCCUAAAUUUCCUCCUCCGUACAUCUCUCUCCCCCGCCUUUGCGUGCGCGUCUCUCCGACGAAGAACCGUUGGGCUCUAGGGCUACGGCUAGGGCUUUUUUUGUUUGCUUCAUCGUUUUGUCGAACACGUCAUUGCGAAAGGGCAAUAGUUUGAGGCGUUGUUGGCUUAGCGAGGCAGGAAAAUGAGGGCUUAGCCUGCUCUCAUUUCUUAUAACAAUAAUUGAAGUGGGGCCUUCUUUGCUAUGUUGGCUUUGAAUCGCAAUGGAAUCAGUAUGGUCAACUGUUUCUUUCAUUUUGCUGAAUGGCAUCCUCUGGAAGAGAGUAGUUGAUCGAAAUUCCGAGCCCACUUCAGUUUUUCCAUUAGACAAAGAGAAAAGGUUCUGCAGUCAGGCUUGUUAGUUUAUUGUGUGUUCUAAAUUAUUGGGGGACAGUUUUUGGCAUUGCAAAGUAUACACUAAGAGGAAUUCGAUUGAGGAAAGUGGCAGAGAUGGGCUGCUGUUGGUGCUUCGGUUUCUCGUUUGCAAGAAAGCCGAAGAAGGUGAUGAGAUCCAGUAGGGGGAUGAGUAAUAAUCCUUCACAGGAGUUCCUGUUGGAUGAUGACGUGGAAGAUGAUGAUGGCGAUGAUUAUUACAAUGGUGACAUGUCUGAUACUGGAAAUGGCGAUGAAUAUGAUUUUAAAAGCCCUACAAAACGUUCGGAAGAGAUUCUCAUGUACCGACUGCAGCAUGGAUUGAUAUGCAGGGAGUCUCCUGUUAAGGAAACCUACACUGUGAUACGCUCAGAGGAUGAAGAUGGGAACAAAACCGUUAAUGAAUACGUACGAGAACACAAGAUUGGUGCUGGCAGCUAUGGGAAAGUGGUGAGCACAUUUCUAAAAUAUUACAUUUUCUGGAUCUGUUUUAUGCUAUCUAACAUGUAA
Molecule: messenger RNA, 1378 nt
Organism: Erythranthe guttata (spotted monkey flower)
Lineage: Eukaryota; Viridiplantae; Streptophyta; Magnoliopsida; Lamiales; Phrymaceae
Source: RefSeq, a predicted model, not a curated record